Nomia melanderi (Alkali bee) is the source of this 1715-nucleotide messenger RNA. RefSeq names its product zinc finger protein Zpr1 (gene Zpr1). Gene Ontology annotation, molecular function: zinc ion binding. The record is from RefSeq and is a predicted model, not a curated record. Lineage: Eukaryota; Metazoa; Arthropoda; Insecta; Hymenoptera; Halictidae. Gene Ontology annotation, cellular component: nucleus.
GUUACUAGAAGUUUGUUAUUCUUAGGAACUAUGAAAUAUACGUAUAAUUGUACAGCACAUGCUAAAUUACAAUAUUUUGAUAUGUUUUGGAAAGUGAUGAGAGAUGAUCAUUUUUGUUUUCCAAGUUGCAUUUUACUCGUCGAAAUUGUGUAGAAAAUGAAAGUAAAUGUAAAGCGUGUGUAAGGAGAAGUCGAUAUUUUAACUUAGUUUUAUGAGAACAGAGUUUUAUCGCUUAUUAAAUACUCAAAACACGUCUAACCUAAAAAUGGCGGAAAAUCAGGAAGUAACAGAAAAGAAAGUUAAACCAUUGUUUCGUAAUUUAACAGCGGACGAUCCGGAGCCAGAAGUGACUGAAAUUGAAAGUCUGUGUGUCAGUUGCGGGAAAAAUGGAAUCACUAGAUUACUGUUAACGAAAAUUCCACACUAUAAAGAUGUUGUAGUAAUGUCCUUUGAUUGCGAGCAUUGUGGCUAUCAGAAUAACGAGAUACAAAAUAGUGGAAAGAUUCAGGACAAGGGCAUUAGAAUAACAUUAGAAGUUACUACAGUUAGGGACUUGAAUCGCCAAGUCGUUAAAUCUGAUUAUACCAGUGUGAAGAUUCCAUGUUUGGAUUUUGAAAUUCCAUGUAGAUCACAGAAAGGAGAAAUUACAACGAUUGAAGGCAUAAUGCAAAGAACCAUUGAAGGAUUGGAGCAAGACCAACCUGAUAGAAGAGAACAAUAUCCAGAUUCAGCUGCUCAGAUUGAUCUAUUCCUCGAUAAGAUAAGAAAGCUUAAAGCAUUGGAUGAACCCUUUACUAUUAUAUUUGAAGACAUAUCAGGAGAAUCUCACGUAGAGAAUCCAAAAGCACCUUUGAAGGAUGAUCAUUGCAUUAUAACAAGAUUUAAGAGAACACCAGAACAAGAUCACAUUCUAGGUAUUUAUACUGAAAAUUCGGAAGAUGUCCUAUUGAAACCUAUAAAAGAAGGAGAAUACACGUUAGAAGAAAUCGAAGGUGAAGUUUUCUCGUUCAGAACGAAUUGCCCAGAAUGCAAUUGCCCAUGUGAUACUAAUAUGAAAAUGACCAAUAUUCCACACUUUAAAGAGGUGGUAAUUAUGGCAACAGUAUGCGAGUCCUGUGGCCACAGAACAAAUGAAGUUAAGAGUGGUGGAGGUAUUGAACCCCAAGGAGUAAAAAUAGAAGUUACUGUUACAGGGAGAGACGACUUUAGUCGCGACUUAUUGAAAUCAGAAACUUGUUACAUGCAAGUACCGGAAUUAGAAUUGGAAAUUGGGCCUGCUUCUUUAGGUGGGCGAUUUACUACCGUUGAAGGUAUUUUAGUAGCAGUCAAAGAACAAUUAUCUACCUCAACGGCGAUUACUGGUGAUAGUACUGACUCCGAAACAGUAGCAAAAAUGGAAACAUUCAUAUCUCACUUGGAUGAGGUAUUAGCAGGAAAACGAAAAAUAACAUUGAUAUUAGACGAUCCAGCAGGUAAUAGUUAUAUACAGAGUCUAUCAGAUGAUGGGCUUGACUCUCGCCUAAAGAUUACCAAAUAUGAAAGAAGUUUUGAACAAAAUGAUGAACUAGGCCUGAAUGAUAUGAAAGUUGAGAACUAUUGAUUAUUUACAAAGAAGAUUUGUAUGUGAUUAUCAAUGAUGUCAAUAUGAUGUAUUAUAAUUGAAGAAAAAAAAUGUAUUAUAAAGUUAUGUAAAUAAUACACGUUGCGCAAUCUCA